Molecule: messenger RNA, 1712 nt
Organism: Pongo pygmaeus (Bornean orangutan)
Lineage: Eukaryota; Metazoa; Chordata; Mammalia; Primates; Hominidae
Gene: PMVK
Product: phosphomevalonate kinase
Exons: 5
Coding region: 806-1321 (171 amino acids)
Biological process (GO): cholesterol biosynthetic process; isopentenyl diphosphate biosynthetic process, mevalonate pathway
Cellular component (GO): cytoplasm
Molecular function (GO): phosphomevalonate kinase activity
Source: RefSeq, a predicted model, not a curated record
AUGCACUAUAACGCACAGGGAAAAAGCCAGUUUCCAAAACGUCUCCAACGUGAUCUCGCUCCAGAGAUUUUUUUUCCUAAAGUUUUAGGGCUGCGCGGAAGGGAACAAGGGGUUCACCUCAGGAAAUUUCAGACGCCACCCCCCUCGGAGGAAGGUAGUCGCGUCCGGUUCCUCCCCGGGUGUCAGUUAAGCAGGCUCGGCUGUGAGCGAAGGUUCUGGGCGGGGCUGGACUGUUCUAAGUGAGUUCGGGUGGGGGAGCUUCACGAGGGGAGGCUGCCCUGUGAAGGAACCACCUUUCUCUCCGCGUGUCUCACCCUUUUCUCCCCGUAUCUGUUUGGACAUGAGUUGAGCGCACGGUCGCGGGCGGUCAGCCCUGUUCGCAGCUACGGCGAGGAGGGGCGGGAUUGCUCCUUGUUGCCGCUCCGCUUAGUGGCCGCGUCCAUUCCGCGCGGUGUCCCGAUUUUAGGGGUAGGGAGAAGUGUCAGCUUCAGGCAUCGCGAGGCGUGGCGGCCCCAUGGCCCCGCUGGGAGGCGCCCCGCGGCUGGUGCUGCUGUUCAGCGGCAAGAGGAAAUCCGGGAAGGACUUCGUGACCGAGGCGCUGCAGAGCAGGUGUCCGUGAGGCGGGAAAGGUGGAAGGGGGAGCUCUCCACAUCACGUGACACGAGGAGUGCUUUUGGGUGUCACGGAGUGAGCUUUGGAGUAGGGGUCGUCCGUUUGCAAGGCAGGAGGAGCACUGGGCUGGGGAAGGUGGAAUGCCACCAUUACAUAAAACAGCAAUCUACACAGGCGAGCCUCAAAGAACCAGAUGACCACCUCUCCAAAGACCUUCAGCUGCAGACUCGGAGCUGAUGUCUGUGCUGUCCUCCGGCUCUCUGGUCCACUCAAGGAGCAGUAUGCUCAGGAGCAUGGCUUGAACUUCCAGAGACUCCUGGACACCAGCACCUACAAGGAGGCCUUUCGGAAGGACAUGAUCCGCUGGGGAGAGGAGAAACGCCAGGCUGACCCAGGCUUCUUUUGCAGGAAGAUUGUGGAGGGCAUCUCCCAGCCCAUCUGGCUGGUGAGUGACACACGGAGAGUGUCUGACAUCCAGUGGUUUCGGGAGGCCUAUGGGGCCGUGACGCAGACGGUCCGCGUUAUAGCGUUGGAGCAGAGCCGACAGCAGCGGGGCUGGGUGUUCACGCCAGGGGUGGAUGAUGCUGAGUCAGAAUGUGGCCUGGACAACUUCAGGGACUUUGACUGGGUCAUCGAGAACCAUGGAGUUGAACAGCGCCUGGAGGAGCAGUUGGAGAACCUGAUAGAAUUUAUCCGCUCCAGACUUUAGUCACUAGGUUCUAGGAGUGAGCUGGGGCCUGCUGAGGUGGGGGUGGGGCUGACUCUGCAAGAUGGGGGGGUCCCCUGAUCCUGGCCGAGGUGAGGAACAGACAGAGGGGGGUCUAGAUUCUGAGGGGGUUGGUGGAUAUUGGGCAAGGCAGGAAACCUCUGGAGACCUCAUUUUCUCCAUGGGGAAGACAGCCGUGCUCUUCAGGAGGAGACUCCAAGGGCAAAGGAGGGUGUCUUGGCUGUGCUUGAAGGAGAAACCCUGCCAUAUCCCCAGUGCCAGUCCCCUCAGCCUGUGGCGGCCUUGCAUCCUGACUGGAUAUUCUCAGCCCCUUGUUCUGGGCAAGAACCCAGGGCUCCCCAGUGUGGAUACUAAUAAACCUCUUUGGAGCACA